This is a messenger RNA of Lagenorhynchus albirostris (white-beaked dolphin), 4125 nucleotides long. RefSeq names its product SWI/SNF related, matrix associated, actin dependent regulator of chromatin, subfamily d, member 2 (gene SMARCD2). The record is from RefSeq and is a predicted model, not a curated record. Gene Ontology annotation, biological process: regulation of transcription by RNA polymerase II. Bases 1327 to 3240 code for a protein of 637 amino acids. Gene Ontology annotation, cellular component: SWI/SNF complex; nucleus. NCBI's taxonomy places the organism in Eukaryota, Metazoa, Chordata, Mammalia, Artiodactyla, Delphinidae. The transcript has 12 exons.
CUUCCCCCUCGGGAGAAGCCUGGGGCCCUGGGCGAGCUGGGGGCUCUCACCCGGGAAGAGUGUGGAGCAGCGUCUGGGAGGGGCCUCUUCCAGGCCCUGCCUGUGCCGCCUGGUCUGGGGACUUCCUGUUCCGGGAGCACCUGCCUCAGCGGGUUGGGUGUUGCUCAGGAGGUUUUGUGGGCGCCCUAGUGAAGAGGCCCCGGCUCCCACUCUGCAGGCCCCCGCCUCACUUCUUCCUCCCCUUCAGCUCGGGCACUGGUGGGAAAAACUCGAAUCUAGGGUGCGUGGGGUUGGGCUCUCAGGUGUGGCCACCCUGAGUUUUUUCUGUCAUCUCUAGCUGUGGCUCAUUAAGGCAGAGAAGCAGGCUGACUGCCUCUCAACAGCUCCGAUGACUCCCUUCCUGAUGAGGAGAGACUUGUGGCAGGACUCCAGAGGUCCCAGACAGAGCCCCCCACAUUGAACUCCAUCCUCCCAAACGCUUCCUUCAUGCCUCACUCCUUUCUCCUCCCCCCCCCCAACUCUGGGUCAUGUUUCUGUCCGUCUCUGCAUCUGGUCAAGAAUCUGACCCUCCUUGGAGAGAACAGGGGUUGAGUGCUGGCUGAAGAGGUGGAGCAGGAAUCUCCCGGUGCUGGGGGGGCGGGGGUCCUUUGAUUUGGUGCGAGUCCCCACCCAGCCUGGCUUGGUUGGCUGGUCCUGGCGGUUGCAUAAUCUGGGCCUUGGGGCCAGCCCUGUGAAGCUGCCAGGGACAGUGUGUACGAGGCAGAGCUGCCAAACAGGCCUUGCAGGCAGCAGCCUCUGGGAAGGGGCGGGGGUUACUCCCCGAGGGGCUCCACAGAGAUGCUGGGGAGCCUGACCCCGGUGGGAAGUCCUUCUGCAGGCUUCUAAGGAAGCCACCUCUCAUUCAGAUUCCUCUGCUGAUCCUAAGACUUCGAUCCUUUCGUCCCCUGACCAUCUUACCUCCCUCCUGCAGCUUGGGAUGGCCAAGCCAGCCCUAGCCUCCAGGCGGUGGGUGCGUGGGCCUCGCGCAGAGGCCAGGUGCCAGCCGCUCUCUCGCGCAGCAGCCACGGCUUCCCCUUCAGGGUCUCCGGCGUAGGGGCUGGGGGCUGGGCAGUGGGGAGGUGAGAGAGGGUCCAGUUGUGGGUGGUGAGUAGGGGCCACGUGGCGGCCAGAUGGUCUCUGUACUCCGCCUGAGGCCCCCCACUGGCUGGGACAGGCUCCACGCCAUCCCGCUGCGGCUUGCUCACCUGGGCUUCCACUGCCUGAUGGGCUCGCCAGCCUGUUGGACUGCCUUUCUCCUCUUAGUCACACCACCAGGCUGGCGACAGGAUGGGUGUUGCGGCUGUGACCGUCAGCCUGCUCCCCUCACACUGCACCCAGCCACCUGGCCACGAUACUGCCCCCAGGCUUCUCCCUCAAGUUGGGGGAAGGAGCGGAUGGGAGUGCUUGGUGGGACCAUCUGAGAGCCUCAGGAGUGCCUUGAAGCUGGCUGGUCCCAGGGAGCAGGGGCAUAGUGUGCUAGGGCCGGAAGGUGGCUGGAAGUGGCGAUGGGCCCUGAAGAACUCCCCCAGGCCCUUCUUCUCUCUGCAGGCAGGAUUCUCCUCCCACCCCUGGGCUCUGCAGGCCUCAUUCGCUGGCACGGCUGCCAGGGCGGUUGAAGGGGGCGGGGCAGGUGUGGUUUACACUUCUGCUCUCAGGCGCCUGCUCCCCUUUGUUCUUGGCACUCCUGCCCGGGCUCCGCGGGCUCUGCCGUGUGCUGCUCAGGGCUGGACCUGGCUGAGCAGAGGGAUGGAGGGAAUGGGUUACGGGCCCCAUAGGGCCCCACCGCUGACCUGUGCAUCUCCGUUGGCUCACUUCCCCCAGAGGCCUGGCAUGUCACCAGGGAGCCGGAUGCCCAUGGCUGGCUUGCAGGUGGGACCCCCUGCCGGCUCCCCAUUUGGCUCAGCUGCUCCACUUCGACCUGGCAUGCCACCCACCAUGAUGGACCCAUUCCGAAAACGCCUGCUUGUGCCCCAGGCUCAGCCCCCGAUGCCUGCCCAGCGCCGGGGGUUAAAGAGGAGGAAGAUGGCAGAUAAAGUUCUACCUCAGCGAAUUCGGGAGCUUGUCCCAGAGUCUCAGGCGUACAUGGAUCUCUUGGCUUUUGAGCGGAAGCUGGACCAGACCAUUGCUCGAAAGCGGAUGGAGAUCCAGGAGGCCAUCAAAAAGCCUCUGACGCAAAAACGAAAGCUGCGGAUCUAUAUUUCUAAUACGUUCAGUCCCAGCAAGGCAGAAGGUGAUAGCGCAGGAACCGCAGGGACCCCUGGGGGAAACCCCGCAGGGGACAAGGUGGCUUCCUGGGAACUCCGAGUAGAGGGAAAACUGCUGGAUGAUCCUAGUAAACAGAAGAGGAAGUUUUCUUCAUUCUUCAAGAGCCUCGUCAUUGAGCUGGACAAGGAACUGUACGGGCCUGACAACCACCUGGUGGAGUGGCACCGGAUGCCCACCACCCAGGAGACAGAUGGCUUCCAGGUGAAACGGCCCGGAGACCUCAACGUCAAGUGCACCCUCCUGCUCAUGCUGGAUCAUCAGCCUCCCCAGUACAAGUUGGACCCCCGACUGGCGAGGCUGCUGGGGGUGCACACACAGACGAGGGCUGCCAUCAUGCAGGCCCUGUGGCUCUACAUCAAACACAACCAGCUGCAGGACGGCCACGAGCGGGAGUACAUCAACUGCAACCGGUACUUCCGCCAGAUCUUCAGUUGUGGCCGACUCCGUUUCUCUGAGAUUCCCAUGAAGCUAGCCGGGUUGCUGCAGCAUCCAGACCCCAUUGUCAUCAACCAUGUCAUUAGCGUGGACCCUAACGACCAGAAGAAGACAGCCUGUUACGACAUUGAUGUGGAGGUGGAUGACCCGCUUAAGGCCCAGAUGAGCAAUUUUCUGGCCUCCACCACCAAUCAGCAGGAGAUCGCCUCUCUUGAUGUCAAGAUCCAUGAGACCAUUGAGUCCAUCAACCAGCUGAAGACCCAGAGGGAUUUCAUGCUCAGUUUUAGCACUGACCCCCAGGACUUCAUCCAGGAAUGGCUCCGUUCCCAGCGCCGGGACCUCAAGAUCAUCACUGAUGUGAUUGGGAAUCCUGAGGAGGAGAGACGAGCUGCUUUCUACCACCAGCCCUGGGCCCAGGAAGCAGUGGGGAGGCACAUCUUUGCCAAGGUGCAGCAGCGAAGGCAGGAACUGGAACAGGUGCUGGGAAUCCGCCUGACCUAACUGCUCAGGGAUCCCUUCCUUUCUUCCCAGCCCUGGAGCCACCCCCUCCUCAGCCUGGAAGGGGACCGCCCUCUGGGGCACAGACAUGUAGGAUAAGGAGGGGGGAGGGGUGUCUCCUGUCACCCUCUGCUCCCCAGCUUUAGUUUCGUAAGUGUAGUGAUAGGAUUCCUUGUUGCUUGGUCCCAAAGCCUUAUUACUUACACGUUGGCUUUAAUUGGAUUCACAGCAGAGGCCUCCUCUGCCCCCUGCAGGCAGGCCCAAGUAGGACCUGGAGGCUGUGCUUUGACAUGGUAACCGAGACCUUUCAGAACCAAAGGCCCCUGGCUUUGCUUGUUUACAGACCCCGUUGGGGCGAGUGUCAGCGCUGGCUCUGGGGAGCUGGGCGAGGAAGAGGGGCACAGCUCACACUCUUCCUAGCCUUUCCAAACCAAAGUUCUUUGCCAUUCCUACCAGCCCAGCCUUGCUGCUGGUUUUUUUUCCUUUCUUGGGUAUUUGCACUAUUCGUGGAGCAGGUUUUUCUAUGCGGGAGCCACUUUUUUUUGUACAGGGGUAAGCUGGGGUUUUUCAGGGAGCCCUACUUGGUGUCUCCUUCCUUGUUUUCUUCUCUCAAUCUAUGCAAGCGGCUCUGGCCGCCAUCAUCUCCUGAGAGGCCAGAGGGCUGCCACCCCAGCUCUUGGGCCCGGGGGUAACGCCUCCUAGAGGGAGGGCACACUAGUUCUCUGGCGUGGCCUGAGGCAUGGGUGUGUGUGGGCAGGGGUAGGUGCAGGGGAGAGAUGGCGAGGACUAUUGUCCUUUGGAGCUUGUUAAGGAGGGUGGGCCUAGGGCUUGGCAAGUGCCACUUCUGGCAGGUUUGGAAAUUUCCAAAUAAAUCUUUGUUUAUUGGUG